This is a messenger RNA of Amphimedon queenslandica, 2829 nucleotides long. RefSeq names its product transient receptor potential cation channel subfamily A member 1 homolog. NCBI's taxonomy places the organism in Eukaryota, Metazoa, Porifera, Demospongiae, Haplosclerida, Niphatidae. Gene Ontology annotation, cellular component: membrane; transmembrane transporter complex. The annotation marks the transcript as partial. The transcript has 22 exons. Gene Ontology annotation, biological process: monoatomic ion transmembrane transport. Gene Ontology annotation, molecular function: protein binding; monoatomic ion channel activity. The record is from RefSeq and is a predicted model, not a curated record.
UGGUGAGUCUAUAUAAAGCAUUAGCAUCUCUGAGGGAUUGUGUGAGCUUACUGAGCUAAGAGGAUGGCUGCUCUUGUUGAAGAUGAUCAUGAUACUCUUCAAAAGGAACCUGAGACUGGUGGCUCUGAAGGCACUGCUGAUGAUAGAGGUCGUACAUCAUUACACAGAGCAUGUAAAGAUGGUAACUAUAAAGCAGUUGCUGAACUGUUGCAAGAAAAAGCAGUGGAUAUCAAUGCUAUUAGUCACAUUGGAUUUACACCACUUCAUUAUGCUUGUGAAGGUCGAGGUGAUAAAGGAAUUGUUCAGCUUCUUAUUCAAAAAUCUGCUGGUUGCCUGAAGUUGGGAUUGAAUGGAAUUGAAGAAGUUCCAAUACCUGAUGACCCUAAUGUUCAGUCUAAAGUUAAAGAGUAUAUCAAUCGCACUGAUAAUCUUAAACGUACACCACUUGGUAUUGCCUGUUAUAAAGGACAUAAAGAAAUAGUUAAACUACUACUGGAGCAUGGAGCUGAUUUCAAUGUCACUGAUAAUGAUGGAAAUACACCACUUACAUUGUGUAUUAGUGCCUGUAUAGAAGGACAUACAGAAAUAGUCGAACUACUACUGAAGCAUGGAGCUAAUGUCAAUGUCACUAAUAAUAAUGGAAAUACACCACUUACAUUGUGUAUUAGUGCCUGUAUAAAAGAAGAUAAAGAAAUAGUUGAACUACUACUGAAGCAUGGAGCUAAUUUCAAUGUCACUGAUGAUGAUGGAAAUACACCACUUGGUAUUGCCUGUAUAAGAGGACAUGAAGAAGCAGCUAAACUACUACUGAAGCAUGCUGGAGUUGGUAUCAAUUGCACUAAUGUUGAAGGAAAUACACCACUUAAUAGUGCCUGUAUAGAAGGACAUACAGAAAUAGUUAAACUACUGCUGGAGUAUAAAGCUAAUGUCAAUGUCUUUAAUAGACAAAAAGUAUCAGACACAUAUACACCACUUGGUAGUGCCUGCUAUAAAAGACAUACAGAAAUAGUUAAACUACUACUAGAGAAGGAUGGAGUUGAAGUCAAUGUCACUGAUAAUGAUGGAAAUACACCUCUUGGUAUUGCCUGUAAAGCAGGGCAUACAGGAAUAGUUAAAAUACUACUACUGGAGCAGAACGGAGUUUAUCCAUUUAUCAAUGACACUAAUAAACAAAAACGUACACCACUUGGUAUUGCCUGUGUAGAAGGACAUACAGAAAUAGUUAAACUACUACUGGAGCAUGGAGCUAAUGUCAAUGUCACUGAUAAUUAUGGAAAUACACCACUUAGUAGUGCCUGUAAUACAGGGCAUACAGAAAUAGUCAAACUACUACUGAAGCAAGAUGUUGAUGAAAAAAUAAAUGCUCUAGAUGUUGCUGUGGUGUUAGGACGUAGAGAUGCUGCAAUGGCUAUAGUCAAAAGUGAUAAGUGGGAGGAUGCAUUAUGUAGUUAUGAAGUUGGGGAUGCAAAUGUUUUGGAUACAAUUGUUGUGGAUAAAAGUGUUGGGGAUACAAGUGCUGGGGAUACGAGUGGUGAUGAUCGAAUAUUUAGCAAGUUAUUAAAAUUUUGCAAAAAUAAGAGAAAAGAUGCUAUUACAACACCAAUGAGAAGGGUAAUUGAGAAGAUGCCAGAUGUAGCUAAAGUUGUUUUUGAUCGCUGCUGUGAGACAAAAGGAUCACCAUAUGAUAAUGAUUAUGAGAUUACUUAUAAUUAUGAGUUUCUUGAGGAUUUUGAUCUUGAUGACAGACAGACACAACCUAGUCACUUAAAGAGUGAUAAUAAUGAUUGCAAGAGAUCAAAAUGGCCUCCACAAUCAAGAUACUCUAGUCAGAAUCAUUGUCUUAAUAUUCUUGCUAAUUCACCUAGUGCAGAUUUAUUGAAGCAUCCGCUUGCUGCUACCCUUCUUGAUCAAAAAUGGAAUAAAUAUGGACGAAUAGUCUAUUACACUAAUUUGAUAUUUUAUUUUCUAUUUGUCAUUUUACUGACAUCAUUUGCUCUCACUGUCCAUCCUCCAAAUUCAAGCAAAUGUAUGGAGAUAUUAGGAAAUGACACUGACACAUUUAUUGAUUGCUUUUCAGAGGGACGUUCUGCCUAUGUUUCUAUUGCUAGUGUAUUUGUGAUUGUUUAUUCUAUAAUCAUGUUAAUACGUGAACUGGCUCAGGUCAUUCAGUUCAAAUUAGAGUAUUUGUCCAGUUUUGUCAACUACAUUGAAGUUCCACUAUUUAUCUUGACAAUAAUGUUUACAUCAGUACGUAGCAACCAGUGUUAUUGUACUCAUUCAUGGCAGUGGCAGGUUGGAGUGAUUGCUGUAUUCCUCAGUUGGAUUGCACUUGUAUUCUCCAUAAGAAAGCUACCAGUAGUUGGAAUAUAUGUGGUCAUGUUUAUAAAGAUUUUUAACAACUUUAUCAAGGUUGUCGUCCUUGCCUUACUAUUAAUCUCAGCCUUUGCAUUUCCUCUUUAUAUGAUGUUUUAUAAUCCUCAAGAUAGAACAGAAGGAAUACGUACUCCAUUUAUCACUCCAUGGAGGACAAUUAUUAAAACAAUAACAAUGACAAUGGGAGAAUAUGAUAUGGAUUCUUUAUUGCGACAGGAUGAUCAAAGGAAUGCUCCUGAUGUACAGUAUCCAGUGGUUACAUUUUCAUUGAUAAUUGUGUUUGUGGUUUUAAUGCCAAUUCUAUUCCUCAAUCUAUUGAUUGGUUUAGCUGUUGGUGAUAUUGAAGAAAUACGAAAAUCAGCUGAUGCUUACAGGCGUACUCUAAGGGUUGAGUUUACACUACCUAUUGAAGAAUUUCUAAGAACCAUUUCAAAUGCAAAACGAUUGCCAAAGAAA